CCACAAACCCAACCACAAAACCCUAGCACUGUAAGCCUACACCACCGCGGCAAGGAGUGGCAUGCCGCCGUCCGUCCGUCGCACUCAAAGUUCGCCAUCCGUCAUCUAGCUUCCCUCGUGCUCCAAGUCUUCAACCCCUGUUCGCUGUCACCGAUCGCGGCUGCUUCCUCGAGCUCGGCGUCCGUCGUCUUUGUCUGCUCAGCCGCGCUUCCGUCGCUGUUUGUUUGCCGUUCUCGUUCGCGUCUUCGUUCAUCUGUCGUCUUUGUUCGCGUUCUUCGCCGUUCACGUUCGCUUGGCGUUCACCGUUCGCGUUAAUCGCUGUUCACCGUUCGGGUUCGCGUUCAUUUGGAAGCCACGUUGCUCUGCUUCAAACUCUGCGACCAACCCGCGCGCUCCACCCAGCCGUCGAACUGCUCUCUUUUGUCGCCGCCGUGAGUUCCCUAAACCCGCCACCAGACAGUACACUCACACAACACCAAUUCUCUGCUUCAAACUCUGCAACUUCUGAUUUCUAUUACAAUAAGUAAUUAUUUGAUUUGGUAGUGGUUUGGAUUUUUUCAUAGACUGAAUUGAAGUUACAAACUUACAAUAGUUAUGUUCUCUUCUCUAUCACAUUGAAAUUAAGCUUUGAAUUCUCUUAUUUCGUCUUAAUUUUACAGCACUCACCAUGUUUGAUGAAAUGCUUUAACCAUAUUUCUGGUUGGUUUUAUAAUUUCUAGCUUUUAGAAACUUAGUAAGUUGAUUGCAUGUGAAAUUCUAAUAAUUGGAUCAUAGUAAUUAGGAAAUUUUAGCUGCACAAAUAGCAUGAUUAUUCCACUUGCAUUAUUGUUCUUCUGGUAAAUUUUAACUAUUAUUGUGCACUUGUUAAUUUGCUAAUUGUUCUUGUGUUGUUGUUCUGUUGUUCUUCUGUUACUUUUAGUUUUUUUUUGUUUUUGUUUUUGUUGUGGUUUUCUGUUCUUGAACUUGUUAAGUUGAUAAUUUGCUAAAUUGUUGGGCUGCUGUUGUUUUAAUUUGCCAAAUUGUUAGCUUGCUGCGACUUAAUUUGUUGGAUUUUCUAUUUAGGUCCUAUUCUUGUUUAUUUGCUAAAUUGUUGUUGUGUAUUUAUUGUUUAUUUGCUGGAUAUUGGUGAUCAUUGUCUUUGAGAUUAUUUACUAUGCAGGUUUAGUGUCAUCACUGUUUUGGAAUGUUUUAUAAUGUACUAAUGUUUGUUGCUGUUUUGUAAUUGCUAGUUGCAGGUUUAGUAUGAUUAUUGGUUAAUGUUUUGUAAUGUUUGAUACUGAAUGCUGAUUGUUGAGUUCACAUAUGGUUGUUUAUUUUGACUUGGGUAAAGAGACUUAUGGUCAUUUUUUCCUGCCUUAUACCGAUUCAGAUGAUUAUUUUCAGAGGAUGAGCACUUAUUUAUAUAUCUUGAGAAACUGUCUUUCUGUGUGUUAUGAGCAUUUGGUGAAGCCUGUAUUGUACCUAUUCAAAGCUUAGUUUUACGAAAUGGUCUUUAAAGCAACUCAUCCAAAAUGCUACUGUACAAACCCAAGUCUGUUGUCUCUUAAAGCCUGUAUGCACCUUCAUUUGGUGAAACCUUUCUAGCACUAGUCCACUACCAACUUUGUUAUUAAUAAUGUUAUCAAAUUAUUUAUCCGAGUACUAUGUUUAUUUUUCAGUUGGAUUUAUGAUAAUUCAUUUGAUAUUCUUCCUAUUCUUGUCAGAUAUUUCUUUUAACAUUUGAUAUUCUUCCUAUUCUUCCCAGAGCGCAGCCACCUUCCUCCUCCACACACCAUCACCAUUUUCCAUCUUCUUCUCCCUCUGUCUGCUGGCCACCACAGAACCACCGCCGGCUGCCUCCUUCUUCUUCCUCGCCCUUUUUCUUCAUCAUCUUCUUCUCUGUUCUUCGGCCUCACCACCAUAUCCAUCACCCAUCAUCAUCGAACCGCCGCACCACCCUCACUGGCCACCACCUCUGACCACUUCGCCGACAUCAACCCCCCUCUUUCAUUUCUUUUACACGCCACCCAUCACUGUGAACCACUUCAAAUGAAGCGUUCUUUUUCAAACUCCCUCCUCUGUUUCUGCCGCCGGCAGCCCUAGCUCCGCCACGCCUCUCUCUCCCCUUUUCUUCCUCUCUCUCGUCUUCUCUCCCUAACCCAACCUCCCUCUGUCUCUCUCCCAAAACACAGAACCUACAGUUCGCAGAAUCAGAACAGAGCAGCAUUGCUUCUUCUUCCAGCGAGAACCAGCCGACGGCAACCACUUCCAUCCGUCAGAGCUGCCGGUGCUACCACUAGCAGUGCCGCUGCAACAUCACUGCCUCCCCUGUCCCUGCAUUUUCUUUCUCCGUUUUCAAUACAGUGUGCGUAGAACUUGGUUGGCUAUUCGAUGAUGGUAUGUUUGAGCUUUUCAUCCAAAAGUUGUAACCUUUUGGCUCGAGCUUUUCAUGCUGGUAAGUGUUUCUUAAACCCAAGUUCUGGAGAUAUUGUUUUCAAAGCUAUUUGUGUUAACUUAAAGCAUAAGAGAUGGAGUGUGUUGGAGCGACUAUCCCCUAAGCUCACCAGCUCCUUGGUGAGCCAAGUUGUUUGCGAGUUCCAAAACUCGCCACAGUUGGCUUUAGAUUUUUAUAACUGGGUUGGAGGGUUGUUCCCUCACUCAUUAGAUUCCUGUUGCACUUUGGUUCAUGUGCUAGUGAAGUCAAGAAGAUUUCAUGAGGCCCUGUUUCUUCUGAGAAACUUGAUUACUGAAGAUGGUACUUCUCCAUUGGUGGUGUUGGAAGUAUUGAUAGAGAGUUAUCAAAGAUGUUGCUCUAGUAUUGCGGCUUUUGAUUCAUUGGUGAGGGCUUGUACUCAGGUUGGGGCUACUGAAGGUGCUUAUGAUGUCAUCUAUAAUUUAAGGAGCCGUGGUUGUUUCAUUACUAUUCAUGCUUGGAAUAAUUUCCUAAAUCACUUGUUGCAAUUGAAUGAAAUCGAUAGGUUUUGGAAUUUGUAUAGAGGAAUGGGUUCUUUUGGUUACAUAGAAAAUGUGAAUACUUUUAAUUUGGUUAUCUAUGCUCUGUGUAAGGAGUACCGACUAGUGGAAGCUAUUUCAGUGUUAUAUAGGAUGAUGAAGGGUGGAAUUUUCCCCAAUGUAGUCUCGUUUAACAUAAUCAUAGACGCGGCUUGCAGGAUUGGCAACUUGGGUCUUUCCUUGAAACUUUUUAAAAGGAUGACUAUGAUGUCAGGGGAUUUUGUUUGGCCCAAUUCUAUUACUUACAACUGCAUAAUCAACGGGUUCUGCAAGACUGGGAAAUUAUUACUUGCAGAAGAAAUGCUUCAUAAAAUGGCCAAGGCAGGUAAAAAGCCGAGUGUUCGGGCAUAUGCUACUUUGAUAGAUGGGUAUGCUAGGUGGGGAAGUCUGGAGGAGGCACUGAGGCUCUGUGAUGUAAUGGUGGAAAGGGGAUUGGUCCCUAAUAAUGUUGUUUACAAUUCGAUUUUAUACUGGCUUUAUCGUGAAGGAGGGAUUGAGGAAGCUUCUUUGCUGCUAUCUGACAUGAUUGAUAAGCAUAUAUGGCCUGAUCAGUACUCAUAUGCAAUCCUUACCAAAGGCCUUUGCAGAAAUGGAAAUCUGACUGAAGCUCUUAAGCUUCAUAGCCAGAUUUUAGAACAAAACCUAAUACAUGAUUCUUUUUCUCACAACAUACUUCUUAACUAUAUAUGCAAAAGGAAAAACAUGGCAGUAGCUAAGCAACUAUUGGGCAACAUGAUUACCCGUGGCCUUGCUUUUGAUGUUUAUACAUACGGAACUAUGAUUGAUGGAUACUGUAAACUAGGUAACACUAACGAUGCUCUCCAAGUUUUUGAUUGGAUGAUAAAUAUGGAUGAGAAGCCCAACUUGACAAUAUACAAUUCUGUCAUUAAUGGUCUGUGUAAAAUGGCCUCAACAGAUGCUGCAGAAUACAUAGUUGAUGAAUUACGAAAGAGAAGAUUAUUUGAUGCAACGACCUUUAAUACCUUGAUUAGUGGAUAUUGCACUGCUGGACAGAUUGAUAAAGUGUUCAAUUUGACGAUGGAAAUGAAGAGCUUGGGAAUUUCUGCGAAUAGAGUAACAUAUAAUACACUGAUAAACCUUCUCUGCAAGUGUGGUUGCGAGGAGGAAGCAAAAGAAUUGAUGAAGAUGAUGAUUGUCCAGGGUAUUUGUCCUGAUUUUGUAACAUACACUACACUUGUUACUCACUUCAAGAAAUGUAGUCCUGAUGAGUUGAUUGCAUUGCAUGACUACAUGAUUCUAAAGGGAGUAGUCCCUCACCAGAAAACAUAUGAUAUCAUUGUAACACCACUUCUUUUAGAAGAAGGAUGAAAGAAAAGUCAUAAUACGACAUGUAUAGUAGUCUAAAAGGUUGUCCAGUCUCAGUUUGUCACUUUUCCAUUUUUUUUCUUUAAUACUAACAGAUCAUACCAUUCAUUCUUUAGUGUACCAAUCAUAUU
Arachis duranensis is the source of this 4448-nucleotide messenger RNA. RefSeq names its product pentatricopeptide repeat-containing protein At1g11710, mitochondrial. The record is from RefSeq and is a predicted model, not a curated record. Lineage: Eukaryota; Viridiplantae; Streptophyta; Magnoliopsida; Fabales; Fabaceae. The coding region runs from base 2371 to 4320 and encodes 649 amino acids. Gene Ontology annotation, molecular function: protein binding. The transcript is spliced from 2 exons.